Messenger RNA from Vollenhovia emeryi, 1469 nucleotides. Its product is annotated as involucrin-like. Gene Ontology annotation, molecular function: transcription coactivator activity. Gene Ontology annotation, cellular component: RNA polymerase II transcription regulator complex. The transcript is spliced from 3 exons. NCBI's taxonomy places the organism in Eukaryota, Metazoa, Arthropoda, Insecta, Hymenoptera, Formicidae. The record is from RefSeq and is a predicted model, not a curated record. Gene Ontology annotation, biological process: positive regulation of transcription by RNA polymerase II. Bases 110 to 1315 code for a protein of 401 amino acids.
CUUAGACAUGCAGAACGCAUACGAGACGACGUGUAUAUAAUCUACCGACAGCGAAUGGCGGAAUUCAGUCAGCUCGUCAGCACGACCGGUCAACUGCCAUCGUAUAACGAUGAAGGUACUCGUCAGUAUCGUUUUCCUGGCCACAGUGGUCCUCGCCGAGCCACCGAGAAACCGCCAGCAAUAUCAGCAACAGAGACAGUAUUACUUCGCUCGGCAACAGGAGGAGGCUGCUGCACCUUACCUCGCGUCUGGCUGGAAACCAGCUGGACCCGCUUUUGAUCUUCCUCAAAGACAGUUUCAGCAAUACGAAGCACCAAGCGCGCCUCAGCAGCAAUACGGAGCACCAAGCACGCCUCAGCAACAGUACGGAGCACCAAGCGCGCCUCAGCAACAGUACGGAGCACCGAGCGCGCCGCAGCAACAGUACGGAGCACCAAGCGCGCCUCAGCAGCAAUACGGAGCACCAGGCGCGCCCCAGCAACAGUAUAGAACAUUAAACGCACCUCAGCAACAAUACGUGGCGCCAAGCGCGUCUCAGCAACAAUAUAGAACACCAAGCGCGUCUCAGCAGCAAUAUAGAACAUCAGGCGCGUCUCAGCAGCAAUACGUGGCACCAAGCGCGUCUCAGCAACAAUACGUAGCACCAAGCGCGCCUCAACGACAAUAUGGAACACCAAGCGCGCCUCAGCAACAGUACGGGGCACCAAAUGCGCCUCGGCAAUACGGAGCACCAUCCUCAACGGAUCCUCAACGAGAAUACGGGGAACCGGAAGAGUCUACAACGACUGAGAUUCCUAGUACUACCGAAGAGGAGGAAGUAUCUACCGUUCAAGGCAUAACUGAGUCUGAGUCCGAGCCCGUGAAUGCGGUAAACGAACUUGAGGACGAGGAGGUGGAUGAGAAGCAGCCUCAGCAAUCCGGAGAGUACUACGUGGCGCUUCCCGACGGUCGCCUGCAGCGCGUGCGGUACAUCAGCCGUCAGGACGCCGAGGCCAUGAAGUACUUCGCCAAGAUCCGCGCCGAGAACGUGGAGCCUCUUCGCGGCCCGAUCUACGCGUACGCACCCCUGCAGAAGCUGCAGAUUCUGCCAGCCGGCCUGCAAUUGUCCGCCGCCCCGGUCGCCGCAGUCGCACCCGCGGACACCAAGCCGCAGAAACUCGAGAUCGAGCCUGUGGCCGCGCAGGUGCAGUACCAGUACGACAACCCCUCGAGCGUGAUACCCCUGGCCAACCCCCUGAGCUCCACUUACACCGCCUACGCGGCAAAUUAUCAGGCACCGGCAGCCGAUUCCAGAUACGUUCUCACCAUCCAGUAAAUCAAACGCGACAAUCCGAUACUACGACGUGACGACCCUUGUAAAUUGUAUUGUACAUGCUGCAUAGAUUGUGUACUGACAAUUAGGCUAAGCUGACGACGCAAUAAAGUUGAUGGUAACGAAACGUUUCGCUUAAGUCACACGUCAUCUUAAA